AUGUCGCAAUAUCAAUUUACUGCAGUGUGGCGCGCUGGCAAGUCUCUAUGCAUCCCAGAUGCACUUUCUCGUGCACCAGUCACCUCUGAGGAUAUGACUGGCUGUGCUGAGGUAAUGGCACAUGUCAGAUCUGUCAUCAACGCUACAACAGCUUCCCAGGACGAGGAUUCCCCAACCAUUGAUGCCGACCGGACCCUACAGGACAUGUCGAUAGCAGCACAGGCCGACCCCACCUACGUUCGCCUUCACGAUUGCAUCAGUUCUGGGUUUCCCACGAAUCGGUACGACUUACAUGCAUCGUUAUCACCGUACUGGAAGCUGCGAGAAGCCCUCUCUACUGAUGGCAACCUUGUGCUCUACGGGGCAAGAAUACUAGUUCCUGCAGCUCUACGUCACCACACACUCGCCAGACUCCAUGAUAGUCACCGUGGUGUCGAGGCUACCAAACGUCGGGCUCGACAAACCGUCUUCUGGCCUGGGAUAGACCCGGACAUCGCCAACACCGUCGCUGCCUGCGAGCCGUGCCAAGUCCUGCGUCCCAGCCAACAACAGGAGCCUCUCCACAACGACGACCAUCCAUCCAGGCCCUUUGAGUCGGUAUCGGCGGACUUCUUCCAGGUAGCUGGGAAGUCCUUUCUUGUAGUCGCCGACCGCCUCUCUGGCUGGCCUGUGGUUGUCCCUUGCAAGGGUGACACUACUGCCUCCUCGACCAUACGGCACUUCUGCCGCUACUUCAGAGAGGUGGGUGUUCCCUUAUGCCUGCGCACCGAUGGAGGACCUCAGUUUACCAGCAAAGAAUUCGCCGACUUCACAGAAUAUUGGGGUGUACACCACAUCACCUUGUCGCCACAUUACCUACAGUCUAAUGGACACGCUGAGGCCGCCGUCAAGGCUGUCAAGCACUUGAUCCUCAAAACAGCCCCUACAGGAAACAUUGACUGUGAGGAUUUCGAUCGUGGUCUCCUUGAGUUGAGAAACACACCCAACCAGUCUGGUCGCUCUCCUGCCCAGGUACUGUAUGGUCACCCUCUCCGUACAUGUGUGCCUGCCCAUCCUCAGUCUUUCACAGAAGAUUGGCGGGAAAAGGCCCAUGACUGUGACCGCCGAGCCGCUGCCAGAGCUGCUCAGGUGCAGCGCAACUAUGACGCCCACGCCCGCCACCUGCCCAGGCUUAAUGUGGGCCAACAUGUCCGCCUCCAGGACCUGACAUCCCACCGAUGGGACACAGUUGGGAUUGUCAUGGGUGGUGCACGAUCACGCGAGUACGAGAUCCGUCUCCCAAGUGGUCGAGUGUUACGUCGGAACCGUCGCUUCCUAUAUCCACUGCCCAGCCCCAGUCAAGUUCCCAACUCUGAUCUCCCUGUGGUCCCUAGCCCAGACAUGGAAAAGUCAUCAAUUCCCUCCAAAGCCCCUCACAGGUCCCCAAGAUUGAACAGGCCUACAUAA
Messenger RNA from Macrobrachium nipponense, 1446 nucleotides. RefSeq lists its product as uncharacterized. Lineage: Eukaryota; Metazoa; Arthropoda; Malacostraca; Decapoda; Palaemonidae. The transcript has a single exon. Gene Ontology annotation, biological process: DNA integration. Bases 1 to 1446 code for a protein of 481 amino acids. The record is from RefSeq and is a predicted model, not a curated record. Gene Ontology annotation, molecular function: nucleic acid binding.